GUGAACCGAAAGGGUUUAUCAUCACGUUUGACUGCGUGAAGGCUAUCUACAUAUUCUUCCUUGUCGCGUUUCAUCAGAAGCUGUUGGUCGCCCCGGUCAAUUCAAUCUACGUGUCUGACCACUUCCCGUAUGAGACCAUCGAUCACGGGGUAGAGCCAAUGAUGGCGCUGCUGCUCAUUUCUGGCUGGCUGUCGUCUCAGACUUGGAGAGACGUGCAGUGGUCAGUCCAUAUGAGGAAGAAGGUGCUGCGGCUUCUGCCGCCCUAUUUCAUAGGGAGUUGGCCCGGGGUCGUGCAGUACCUGCUGGAAGGCUUCGCUCUCGGAGGCUGGAGCCCCGCCCUCCAGUGGACCAGCUGCAAUCGCCCGCUGUGGUUCGUGUCGUGCCUGCUCUGCUACCACUACGUGUC
Prorocentrum cordatum is the source of this 406-nucleotide messenger RNA. Lineage: Eukaryota; Dinophyceae; Prorocentrales; Prorocentraceae. The record is from the annotation of a GenBank genome assembly.